AUGACAUCCAUCCAGAGUUCGACAACAGGGACCAGCUCAGAGAACGUCGCCAGCGACAGCUCGAAAGACACCUUUGAGAUACAUUCAAACCUUGUGAGCUCGGCGGAUCUUAUUCAGGUCCUUGAGAGUUGUCUGCAGGUUGAUGCUUUCACCGUGGAAAUGCGGCACAGUGUUUACAUCAUUCGGGUGAAUGAUUCAUGUACGAAAGAAGAAAAGGCAUCACUUGAGAAAAUGGCAAGCGAAAACGUGUCUCUCAAGCUCAUCAUCCCGCUUAAGAACCUGACAUUCUCCGCAGGCUAG
Messenger RNA from Colletotrichum higginsianum IMI 349063, 300 nucleotides. RefSeq lists its product as uncharacterized. The transcript has 2 exons. Bases 1 to 300 code for a protein of 99 amino acids. NCBI's taxonomy places the organism in Eukaryota, Fungi, Ascomycota, Sordariomycetes, Glomerellales, Glomerellaceae. The record is from RefSeq and is a predicted model, not a curated record.